Molecule: messenger RNA, 2865 nt
Organism: Aegilops tauschii subsp. strangulata
Lineage: Eukaryota; Viridiplantae; Streptophyta; Magnoliopsida; Poales; Poaceae
Product: cysteine protease XCP1
Biological process (GO): proteolysis
Molecular function (GO): cysteine-type peptidase activity
Source: RefSeq, a predicted model, not a curated record
AGUAGUAACACACAAUGGUCUUCAGGAUUGGUACUUCUAAACAGAAGGCAAGCUUGCGUAGUGGACACAUUGAACUUAGCUGGAGUGCACCACUGGAGCGCACAGAUGUCAAUUAACUUGCAUUAUUAGUUUGCAGCUGCAUUUUUUUACUGUGACAGUCGACAGUGCAGGGGAAUAACAUAUGCUGACAUGUGAAUGUCAAACUGCAUAUUUCUAAGGCACAAAAAUGUAGCCUGAAAAACUGGGUCUGCAUAUACACACUUUACAUAACGUCACAUGGUACAUCCAGGAAUUUGGACCUAUCUUCUAAAAUAUAGUUUGAACUUAGUUAUCCUGUCAAAAAGGUGAAAUUCAGGCAAAUAGGUUGUACUCCCUCCAUCUCAUAAUAUAAGACAUUAUUAUAUCUCCAUACAUUGAAUGUCUUAUAUUAUGGGACGUCCCAUAAUAUAAGACAUUCAAGUACAAGUUUAAAUAAAAUCUCAAAUACGGAGUAAUUGCCCUAGUACCCUUAAUGAUAAGUGAUCCGAGAUAAAAUGAAAAACUGGUGCCCCUUUUGUCAAGAAUGGGCACAUUUAGGUUCAAUUUCAUCUGAUAUUUUCCUAUUCUACAACCAAUGGAUAUGUGCACCAAACUUCAACAGGAAAAGGAAAAAUCAUUGCAAGUAGUUUGAUACCAUCACAUUAUAAAAUGGCAUGAGGUACAUCUGUUUGGUGAAGACUUAAGCAGAUGAGCAAAAGAUACUUGUCCAUCCUUGUAAAUAACCAAUUCUGCAGCUAGCUGCUUCGUCUAGCCGAACAAGUUACCUCCAGUCGGUCGGUGUGCAAGGCUGCAAGCAUCGGUUACUCACUAUUCUAAUGCAUGCGCUGCUACCUAAACCAAAGAUUUCAACAUGAGCAAGAGCAUACCUGCAAGGCUAAAACCGCAUCUUCCUCCUCAUAAAUCUUCAGCAACAAGGGUCAUAUCAGUUUUUGCAGCGUGUUGUUGCUCUUCUUCUAGCGCCACCUACCACCAUGACCCCGCGGUCGUCGGCUACUCGCAGGAGGACGUCGCGCUGCCGAGCAGGAUCCUCGAGCUCUUCAGCUCGUGGUCGGUGAAGCACAGCAAGGUCUACGUGACCCCGAAGGAGAAGGUGCGGCGGUACGAGGUGUUCCGGCAGAACCUGAAGCACAUCGUGGAGACCAACAGGAGGAACGGGAGCUACUGGCUGGGCCUGAACCAGUUCGCCGACGUCGCCCACGAGGAGUUCAAGGCCGGCUACCUUGGGCUGAGCACCGGCUUGGCCGGCGCCGGCGGGCGGCCGCGCGCUCCGACGACGGCAUUCAGGUACGAGGCCGCCGUGGACCUGCCCUGGGAGGUGGACUGGCGGAAGAAGGGGGCCGUGACGCCGGUCAAGAACCAGGGGAGAUGCGGAAGCUGCUGGGCCUUCUCGACGGUGGCGGCGGUGGAAGGGAUAAACCAGAUGGUGACGGGCAGGCUGGAGUCGCUGUCGGAGCAGGAGCUGAUGGACUGCGACGGCACCUUGGACCACGGCUGUGGAGGGGGACUCAUGGACUUCGCCUACGCCUACAUUGUGGGGAACCAGGGGAUCCACACCGACGCCGACUACCCCUACCUCAUGGAGGAGGGCGACUGCAAGGAGAAGCAGCCCCACUCCAAGGUCGUCACCAUCAGCGGCUACGAGGACGUGCCGGAGAACAGCGAGGUGAGCCUGCUGAAGGCGCUGGCGCACCAGCCCGUCAGCGUGGGCAUCGCUGCGGGGAGCAGGGACUUCCAGUUCUACAAAGGGGGGGUGUUUGAAGGAACCUGUGGCACCCAACUGGACCAUGCGCUGACGGCCGUCGGAUACGGCUCAUCCAACGGCCAUGACUACAUCGUCAUGAAGAACUCGUGGGGCGGGGGCUGGGGCGAGCAAGGGUACUUCAGGAUCAAGAGGGGCACCGGGAGGCCCGAGGGCGUCUGUGACAUCUACAGGAUCGCCUCGUACCCUACCAAGAACAACGGCACGGGCUGGGGGUGGGGGGCCUGAAACUCCUUCGUUCGUUCCAAGUGCUACUGUGCUAGCACGUGGAUGCAACAUCGCCUCUUUUUUUUUCUUGAACACGAAGCAACAGCAGUCAAACAAGUUAGGCGGUCUGUAAAUUAUUUGGCUCCGGUGAGAAAAUCUGGUUGUUCGUCGGCAGUUCAGUUCAGUUGUUGUAUUUCUCUUCUGUUUCUGGCAAACACAGUGGGGAAAAAGGGAGGGGGCAAUGUCGAUUGAGCCUGUCGGAUGCAGACAUCCAUGUGUGACUGACACCAACCUCUCGCAACUCGCAAGUCCCGCGCCGUCCAGCGCAGGAGGGGGCGAGUAGGACAGGAACAUACAGUAUAAAGAUAUGGUUUGUCAGAAGUGAACAUCAAAGGUCCUAUGGUCUAGUGGUUAGGACAUUGGACUCUGAAUCCAGUAACCCGAGUUCAAGUCUCGGUAGGACCUUGUUUUUUUAUCUUUUGUUGUUGUUGCACACGACUACUUCUUGCAUGGUAGCGGUAAUUGCUGAGGUAUUGAGCCCAGCAGCCCAAAACCUAUGUGCUAUAAAAAAUAUGUUAAAACGUUUCCUUUCAUCCGGAUGAUUUAUUCCUCACUUAAACCGAAUCCUGUCUGCGACACAUGUCCCAGGCCACCCACCGCUCCGUCCAACCUUAUCUCCUGGCAAUCCUUCUUCUCCGCUCGCUUUCUCGCUUUUUCCCUUUCUUCCUAGUCUCGGUAGGACCUUGUUUUUUUAUCUUUUGUUGUUGUUGCACACGACUACUUCUUGCAUGGUAGCGGUAAUUGCUGAGGUAUUGAGCCCAGCAGCCCAAAACCUAUGUGCUAUAAAAAAUAUGUUAAAA